AUAAAUCGAUCCCAUAUGCAAGGUGGGGGCAGAGAGCCAAGGGACCGCAGGGGGUGAUGGGGUCUUUGAGCUACUGCAUGUGCCCUCCAUCCUCUCCUCACUCUAAGCCUCAUCUCACUAAUCUUUCAUGGCCACCGCUCAUGCAAGCCGAACAACGUCUUCUGAAUUGGACUGAGAAAAUCCUUUUGCACGCUGUUGCAGGCGUUCUAUCCUUUAGCUUCUCCUCCAAUUCAGUGGCAGUUGCAGUGGAAGCAGCAGCAGGAUUACCUUCUCACUCUGCCACUGCUCCGGAUUGCCGUAAAUCAGAAGAAGGUGGAGAUGAAGUGAGAGAAUUUUCCCUGGAGCUUGUUCCGAACCGAAGGAUUGUGGAGGAAGCUUGGCAAAUCGUAAAUGAUAGCUUCUUUGAUGCUCAUCUCCACAGCUGGUCUACCGAAAAAUGGCUGAAAAAUCAAGAAGAGAUUCUUUCUGGCUCCAUUGACACAAGAUCUCAAGCUCAUGAUAUUAUUAGAAGUAUGUUAGCUAGCUUGGCUGACCCAUAUACUCGGUUUCUAACGCCAUCGGAGUUCUCAAAGAUGGCUAGGUAUGAUAUUACUGGGGUUGGAAUGAAUCUUAGAGAAGUUCCUAAUGACGAUGGUUCCGCCAAAUUAAAGGUCUUAGGCAUUGUUCUUGGUGGGCCUGCUCAUUCUGCUGGUGUGAGACAGGGGGAUGAGGUCUUGUCUGUCAAUGGAGAGGAAGUCACUGGGAGAUCAGCAUUUGAAGUGUCUUCGCUCUUGCAAGGUCCUAAAGAUACAUUUGUUACCAUUGAGUUCAGGCAUGGAAACUGUGGACCAAUACAAUCUGUCAAAAUCCAAAGGCAGCUUAUUGCUCGCACCCCAGUAUUUUACCGCUUGGAUCAAACAGAGGAUGGAAAUAAUUCAGUUGGAUACAUACGCAUCAACGAAUUCAAUGCUUUGGCAAGGAAGGAUCUAAUUAUUGCAUUAAGACAUCUUCAAGACUCCGGUGCAUCAUAUUUUGUACUGGAUUUGAGAAAUAAUCUUGGUGGACUCGUGCAGGCUGGCAUUGAAGUUGCUAAACUCUUUUUAAAUCAAGGAGAGACGGUGAUAUAUACAUUUGGGAGGGAUCCACAGUUGCAAAGAAGUAUCACGGCUGAAACUGCACCUCUAAUAUCUGCUCCUGUAAUGGUCCUUGUUAACAACCGAACUGCAAGUGCAAGUGAAAUAGUGGCAACGGCACUCCAUGAUAAUUGCAGAGCAGUGCUUGUAGGGGAGAAAACUUUUGGCAAGGGACUGAUCCAAUCGGUAUUUGAACUCGAUGAUGGAUCUGGUGUGGUUGUGACAAUUGGGAAGUAUGUCACACCAAGUCACAUGGAUAUCAAUGGGAAUGGCAUAGAGCCUGAUUUCACACGUAGACCAGGUUGGAACGAAGCUCUAGAACGUCUGUCUUCUUGUAAAACACAGCAUUAGUUACUAGUUACAUCAUCUUCCUUCUUCAAUCUUUGUAUAUUAAACUGCAUUCUACAUCAGGGGUUUUACAAAAAUCUUCUAGAGUUGAUGAUUAGCAGAAAACGCUUAUCUAUUGUAGCCCUAGUUGUCAACAGCUUGAUUUGUGUUGCAAAAAACAUGACAAUACAGCUGGAACCUAGUGCCAUUGAGUUAUGUUCAGCUAGGCAUUUCUUAAUCUGUUUUUGGUGGCUGGGCAUCUCUAAUGUGGUUCUUUUUUGUGUUUGCCCUUGAAUUAUCUUCCCAUCAGCGGUUGAUGAUUUUGGGCAUGACAUUAAAGUGUAUCUUGCUGUUACUUAUGUAUGUAAAUCGAGAGAACGUCACAUCCCAAA
This is a messenger RNA of Amborella trichopoda, 1831 nucleotides long. RefSeq names its product Peptidase S41 family protein. Gene Ontology annotation, biological process: proteolysis. The record is from RefSeq and is a predicted model, not a curated record. Lineage: Eukaryota; Viridiplantae; Streptophyta; Magnoliopsida; Amborellales; Amborellaceae. Gene Ontology annotation, molecular function: endopeptidase activity; protein binding; serine-type peptidase activity.